Messenger RNA from Colius striatus (speckled mousebird), 7773 nucleotides. RefSeq names its product SH2 domain containing 4A (gene SH2D4A). Gene Ontology annotation, cellular component: cytoplasm. Gene Ontology annotation, molecular function: phosphatase binding. The transcript is spliced from 11 exons. NCBI's taxonomy places the organism in Eukaryota, Metazoa, Chordata, Aves, Coliiformes, Coliidae. The record is from RefSeq and is a predicted model, not a curated record. The coding region runs from base 973 to 2403 and encodes 476 amino acids.
CGGGGCGGGGGCGGAGGGAGCGCAGCGAGAGGGGCGCCGGGGCCGAGGGCCCCCCGGGCUUCUGCGCAGCGCUGUCCUGCCGGGACUGUGGUCCUGGGGCUCAUCCCCGGGCGGCCCCGGGACUGUGCUGGUGCCGGUUCCCCGUCACGGCUGCUCCUGGUGCCUCCACUGCGUCUCUUCGCCCGGGUGUCCCGUCUCCCCCACGCUCCUUCGGGACGGCUUCUGCCGCGGCUGUCACAGUCCUGGCGCAAGGCGGCGCGAACCGGCCCGGAACGAGGCCCGGCGAGAGAGACGGGGUAAACCGGAGAAAACCAGGACAGACCGGGACCGUCUCCUGCCUUCUGCCCCCGCUCGCUGGCUCCGGUGCAACAGCGGGAGCGCCGGCCGCUGCCCAGUGGGCGCUGCCGGUGCUCAGUGCGGAUGCCCCCGGGGCGGCGGAGGUCGGCACCACCCCUCUGGAUUCCCCGCUCGGGCGGCAGCAGCUGCAGCGCGGCCUUCGGCGCUGCGGGUCCCCGCCACGUCUCGAUUCCCACCACGGGUCAGCCCUUGCCAGCAGCUCCCGGUCCCAGCUGCCAGCCGUGUCCUCUGGAGGAGGUCUGGAAGUCUCCCGGGGCAGCCAGUGAGCCGUGCUGCUCCCGGGCUCCCUCCUCCCUCCACCGGCUGGUUUCUUCUCCCCAGCUCUUUCCGGAGCGGCUGCUGGAGGGCAAACCCGUCUGACUUGGUGCUGGCUCUGCCGAAGCUGGGGAGAGCUCGAGCUGAACCUUUCCCUUCACUGGCAGCAUUGCUGAGGAGACCAGGACUGGGAUGCCAGAUGGGGAUGUGCCGUGAGCCUGCUGGUGGCCAAAGGGUCACCUGCUGCACAUGGGACCAGGAACUCAGGUUCAGGAGGGAGGGACUCCUUGUCAGAGCCAGGAAGAGGAUCUGAUCCCCGGAGAUCAUUGCCACAAACACGCAUAACUGAAACCUGCAGCCAUGCUGAAACAGAUAUUAUCGGACAUGUACAUCGAUCCUGACCUACUGGCGGAACUCAGUGAGGAGCAGAAGCAGAUCCUCUUCUUCAAGAUGAGGCAAGAACAGAUCAGGCGGUGGAAGGAAAGAGAAGCUGCUGAGGACAAGGCUUCAGCAAAGAAACCACCGCUGAGAAAAACCAACAGGAAGUCAGUGACGUGGAAGCUCGGAGCUGACAACGAUGUCUGGGUCUGGGUGAUGGGCGAGCAUCCUUCGGAUAAAUCAUACGCAGCCAUCUGUGAAGAGAUCCAGGCACAGAGGGCGAAGCAGUUAGUGGGAGAGCAAGGCAAGGAGGGCAGAGAGACUGACUCUCCUGGUACUCAGUCGCUACAUCCACAACAAGGAGUCCUGGGUGAGACAGAUCUUCAUGGGAAUAAAAAAAGUACCGUGGAGAAGAAGGAAGAUGGAAGAAAAACUGCUGCUGCUACAACAGGGAAAAGCCAGAAGCUCACAAAGAGGGAAACCAGAGAUGUUCACCAGAUGCUGGCAGACUGCCACAUGAGGAAGCAUGGCUUUCAACAGACAAAGGAAGCACAGAGAACUUCAGAAGAGACCAUAGCUCCCCAGGAGACAGUACCAGAGAACCACCCCAGCUCGGAGAGCCAGAAGACACUACAGAAAUUGGAUGAGAAUGAGCCUGAAUGGCAGGAAUCCUUGCGGAAGUCCAAGGCAGCAGAUGAGAAGCGGCGCUCUCUCGCACGGCAAGCCAGGGAUGACUACAGGAGGCUUUCGCUGCAGGGCAUCCGCCGAGGGAAGCAGGCAGAUAUUUCCAAGGGUGCCGCAGCAGGAGACCGGCGGCCGCUCCAGUAUCCGCCUCUCCCUCCCAAACCCAAGCUUCUGCCUGCUGCCAUGGCAAACGGAAGAUCCACUAGGAAAGAGGGAAUCCAGAGGACAAUCUCCAACUCCACUGAAGAAAGCAUCAUCAAGUGGUUCAAACAGGAGCAAUUUCCUCUCCGAGCUGGCUAUCAGAAAAGCAUGGACACGAUAGCACCUUGGUUCCAUGGUAUCCUAACCUCUAAGAAAGCAGAGGAGCUUCUGAAUAAAACAGUACCAGGGAAUUUUCUGGUCCGGGUCAGUGAGAAAAUCAAAGGCUACGUGCUCUCCUAUCGAUCCGUGGAAGGAUGUAAACACUUCCUCAUUGAUGCCUCCAGUGAUUCCUACAGCUUCCUUGGAGUGGACCAGCUGCAACACUCAACGCUGGCUGACCUUGUAGACUAUCAUAAGUUUUUGCCAUCCGUGGAGAAUGGAGGAUGGGGGAAAAGGCACUGCCAAGAGGUGACAGAGACUUCCAAAAGAACACCGCAGGGAAAUCUUCUGCCAAGUCAGCUCUUUGUUUCCAGACCUGAUGCACAGAUGCUUGCAUUUACAAACAAAUCAGUUUGCACUGCUGAAUAAGCAUGAAAAUUUGUUAUCUUGCACCAAGAGCAGGAAGAGUCUGCCUUUCAGGGGAGGACACAAGGAAGGUUUAGUGAGCUCAGACUGAGCUGCAUGCGGGGCUCCAGGUUUUUGAGCUCUGAGUCACACGUAGGGCUUCUUCCCUCUGGAUUAUUUCACCAUACUACGUGAAAGCCAGCAAGCCUGGAUUAGUGCAUGAAGAACCUCCACAGAGCCAGCACUGCAGAGUGUAACCCUUCUUUGUGCCUUUCUGCACACCAGAUUCUUCUCUGUUCCCUAAGGACAGCACUGGUAUCCAGGCAAAACCCCUCAAUUGUGCAUAAAGGCAAGCUCUAAGCAAAAGGGUAACUUUAACGGAAUGUUAAGCAAUGUAUGGCAGCAAACAUCUCCUCCUUUCCCCUUGUCUUCUCCUCAUCAAAGAGCUGGUGUCAAGCAGUCAUACAUGCUCAUUCAGCUCCUACAAUAAACAGUAGGAAUGUUUUGAAAUGAUGAACUGAACAACAAACAGAAAAGAGGAGACUGGAAGCACGUAGCUCCAUGAGGCAUUCAAAUGCUGGCAGCCAGAAGCACUUUCCGGUUCAUUGCCCUUACCCUUAGUCCCACAUCUGAACAAGAGGAAUUUGACUGGUGUGGAGGAAGUGUCUGUACCAGAGGAAAGCUAGGACGUGCCUCAACAAGGUCUCCAUAGUCUGAGCAACUCGUGUCCCUGCUGUAGGAGACAUCGGCUUUACUGACAGGUAUACCUUGGUAUGGCCUCAAGAAUCUACUGUCUCUUGAAACCAUGAUCACUGGAGAAGCAUAUACAGAGAGUGGAAAUGAUCAACAGGGCAUUACACAACAACAGUAGUAUGUCCUCAUCACAUGGAGGAUGCAUUUUGCUCUGCUCUAUUGAUAGAUACUGGGUGAAGGAAACAAUCCACAUAAAAAAUCACUAGUGAUUUGAGAUAAGCAUGGGGGCUAGUAUUCAGCACAUUGGAGCAGUUAUUCCACAAAAGGCAGCCAUCUUACCCACAUGUUCUCUAAGUCUGCAGCACAAAUAUCUGAAGAUGAAGACAAGUUUUUCCUCCUAUAUUAAAUUCUGCUAGGUCAGCUGUAGACUAAAACCACUUAGAGAUAAUACUAUUGAACAAUAAGUAGGUAACAUGCCAGUUCCUAUGCAGUGAAACUAGUAUAGCCAUGUUACAAGCAAAAAUGUAGUGCUUUUAGUGACUGAGAAACAAUCAUGAGCCCUUGGGAACAAGAUCUGUGAAGUUUUGUCUUAUGCUUCUACUGCACAUGUUCUUGCCCUUUUAAUUCAGAGCUGCCGUGCAAGAGGGGCUAAUCUGAAUUGAUAUCAACCACAGACAUCACAACUCUUGGAAUACAUCUGGUGCCUUUAUCUGACUGGGAAAAAAAGUAGCCUGACUGGAAACAAGUAAGCACUGUGGAUUUUGUGACAGAAGACAUGAAGUAAAAACUGAUUGACAUUAAAAGUGGCAUUUGGCAACUGUAGACUUACACCUCAAUAUUACAAAUGAGGGGAAAGACUGUUUAGCUUUAGGUUAAGCUUUCCUAGUCAUUUGAGCUUAGAAGUGAUACCAGCUGAGUUACUUAGCUACUGAGCUGCUGUCCACAAAAACUGUCUUGCCACUCUGACUCUGGCAGAGCUGUGUAGGUGAAAGUAAGGGUAACAGAGUUUGGAUUUGAAGAGCGGGCAGUCAUCAGUCUUAACAUUGGUAACAGAUCUGGGACUGCAGCCUGAACAUUCACUCUUUGCUUUUACAGCUCUGAGACAAGCAUAUGACCUGACAUUGGUGGUCACUGCAAGAGACUGGCAGGCUGUCUCGUCACAAAGUCCCAUUCCCCAGGAAAGCUGCCAUUCUGCAAUUGUGCCUGAGGCAGCAUCGCUGAGUCACUGCACUAAUGCCCAUCCCAGUGCUCUGAGAAAACAUCCAUCUCCUUGAGCAGCGCAGUCGCACCAGAAACACUCACCAGCACUCUGUGGCCCCUCUAACCUGCUGUCUGCAUACCAACCUUCAAUGAAGUCAGAGGCUGUGUAUACACGGUGCUUUGCAUUGCCAUCCCCUUCUGGCCUGUUCAAGCUCCCAACAGCUAACUCAAUCACCUCUAUUAACUCAUCUCGCUUAUCCUUCCUUACAGGCUUCUCUUCUGGGUGGCGCGUGAGCCCUGUCUCCAGCUGGUACACCUUCUGUAGGGUAAAGCUCUCAAAGGGCAUGGCAGCAUACUCCGUGGACACCUUAAUGCCACUGUACACCUCUGCUUUGUCUAUUUGGGAACGGAGGAAAGCCAGCAGGUUAGCCUGGGCCUUCUCUGGAUCACUGUGGUCAAGCCGAAUGUCUGAGGGAUCUGGGUACUGGUCCUGCAUGUUCUUAAGUUGCUCACUCCUGCCCUGGAGCUGAGCCUUCAGCUGGGAAAUUUGUUUCUUCAAGCUGAUGAUGUAGUUGUGGUGUUGCUCUUCUCGCUCUUGCAGAAUGGCUUCAUAUCCCUCCUUCACAGUCGGACUGUGCACCCUGGGCAAGGCGAGCUGCUGGUUAUCACCCUUGGGUGUGCAAGCUAGCAUAUAAACAAUUGACACUGAGCAGCAGGCCACCACCAGCAAGCCUACAAGUCGGGGGAGAAACAGAAUAAGUCCACGUCGGAGCAUCAUUGCUCAAAAAGCAGUCUUACUGCACAUAUGCAACAGUUCUUAUGUCCAUGCAAUGACACAGAGGCCUCUGGACUUGGAGAGCUCUUACAGAGAUACAUGUAUGUUCAAGAACUGGCUUGUCAGCUCUCUUAAAAAGUGUACUCUGCCUCUAUAUCAGGCGCUCUCUCAUGUUUAUCCAGCAGGACCAAAAGACAAGCUGUGAAGCAGACAGGACACCUCCCAGUCCUGGUGGCAACACCUAUGCUGCUCCAAUGGGAUCAGCUGGUGGCUGAUGAAGCCUGACAACCUGAAAGAUAAAUGACAAAGACAUCCAUUCAGGCAUAUUAGAAUCUGGUCAUUUGGUCCAGACCAUUGGGAGUGUUCUAAGAGAGAAGUGCUCUGGCAGAUCUCAGAGCUGUGAAAUGCUUGCACUAAGACCCAAAAGGUGCCCAGACCCUUAUGUGGGAAAUCCUGUGUGCAUGUGUUUAAUUUUAAUAACAUGAUUUGGCCCAUUGCCAAUGAAAAACUAGUCCAGGCCUCAAAGGCUGCCAUGCUGUAGAAAUAUUAGGAAGUUGUCUCCUUUAACUUUCUGGUGAGAUGUUAAGGUGCUCAGUUCAUCUGAUCAAUGAUGGCCCUCCAAGUGUUCUCAAUUGCAGCAUUCAGAUUUUGAAGGCAGCCAGUCACACAGCUACCACAUGCAUUUCACUUUUCAGGCAUGUUUGCCCAAAACACUAGGUGGGCAGUGUGGUACUGUUUGAACAUAUGAAGCCUGAUUUGGAGAAGAAAUUUGGUGACCAAGAAACCAGAAACUAUUUUCAAGGUCAAUUGAUAGAAUCACAGAACCAUAGAAUCAUUUCAAUUGGAAAAGACCUUUAAGAACAUUAAGUCCAACCACUAACCUCAUGAUGCCAAGCCCAUCACUAAAUUGUGUCCCUCAGCAUGUCAUCUAUGCAUCUUUUAAAUAUCUCCAAUUGUUGCAACUAACACUGUUUCACAUAUCCAACCGAUGUUCAACAAAGAACAAGGGACAGUAUUUUUUUCAGGAGCUUCCAGAUCAGGUCAUACUCAAAACCAGGGGAAGCUUUGUUUCCAUCUAGGAAACAGUCAUCAUUGUACACAAUGUUAUCAUUAUAAAAUGCCUUGCAACCAAUGUACAGUACUACUGUAUUUUCCACACAGGCUUUCUGCCCAAAAGUGAAGACCACAGAAAAGGUUUAUGGAAAGCUUGCUCAGGUAUUUUUAAAAAUAAGUUAAAACUUUGAACAUUGGUAUUUUUAGUAGGACUUCCUCAACUACACUUGGAAACAGGAAAGAAAAAUCAGAUGACUGAACAUGAAUAUUGACUUAGCUGUAAGCACCAGUAAAACAAUUGCACUGAGAACAGUACCGGCGGGAUUUUCAAAAUCCCUCAGUUUUGGCCCAGAUCCAUGCCAAUGUAAGGAACUUUGUCAGCUGACAGUAGACUCAGGCCAAGGGUGAGUAACAUCCAAGGUUACACUGUGAUGCUGCAUUGUUAGAGUGAAAUACAAUCAAAUCAACCCCUUGACCCUCUCCUCUUGGAUGCAAGCCUGAAAUUAUGAUGCUGCUUUUGAAAACAGAGAUUCAUAGUCAUUUUAGUGAUAUCCUUGUCAGCAGAUCCCUAAGUGAAAACAAUUUAUCUAAGAAUUAAGAGUUUCAGAGUUAUUUCUAGUCUUGAGUCAAAGUCUUCUGUAGAAGACCUUUUUUUUUAAAUCAACUGCAACAUGACUUCCCCCACCUCGUGUCUUGAUUCACUAUUGCUCUAUAUACAGCAGUUAAGCAGAGAUGUUUCUGAUCUUUGAACUGUUAUCAAUAUUUUACCAGCCUGUAAAGCUUGCAGAAAAAACCCCCCCACUUUUAGACUACAAAUUGAGGGGGCUAGAGUGAACUAUAAAAAUAGUACUAUGUUUUCCUCAAAGUAAUGCUGAAUUGCUAUUACAGUAUUUAUAAACUUCUCCAGAAAAUGUCAGUGUCAAGAGGCAAGAAAAGGGAGAGGAAGAAGUUGGCGCCCUUACCUUUUUGCUGUGAUCUUCUCUUUGGAACAUCUUGAUCUGCUACAGCUAUUUCUCAGCUUUCCACAAUCGUCCCCUGUUUAUCUCCCUUCUUAUGCUCUUCCCAGAAAAUGCAUGCACUAUAAAAAGCACUGUCAGCCUCAGAACACCUCUUCAUUGCUUUCACAUUUGCCAGCUGCCUACUUCUUCAGUCUGUCUCCUGUGUGGUGAAAGGCUGUAGUGGAGAUGCUUCCUAUGGAUGCACUAUAAAAGUCAGUCUCCUGCAAUGUAAAGGAGCUUGUCAAAGCACGGAAAAUUAAUCUGGCCAUUUCUAACUCUACAACAGAUUUGGCUAGAAGACUGCAAGAAGGUAGUGUGCAGUGAGACAGGGUCAGGAAGUGCUAAGAUGUACUACAUAAAACACUGCUGUGCUUGUAUGCUUCACUUCACACAAUUAGUCCAUUGACUGAAUUGGCAGAAGCUGAACAUCACUGAAAGGAUUAGUUGUGCUAACAUGGUCUAAACUGAAAUUACAUCUCAAUGGCUUAGAUAAACACACAAAUUCAUUUCUACAAGCAGCAACAGAUUCUAGUUUUGGGUAAAGAGCUCUUCAAAUGUUGACCUUAAAAUAUAUGUAUGUAUAUGUAACUACCUUUAUUAAAACAUACUGAGACACUCUUUAGGAUAUACUCUCUUUCCUACCUAGUUUUCUGGUUUGUACUCCCACCCAUCAAA